AUUGCAUAUACUUCUACUGAGCAAUGAUUUUUGUUUUCUAGUCUGUAUAAUCAAGACUUCUGUCCUGAGUUUCCGUAUGAAGAACAACAUAGAGUCUUUAUUAUUAUUUGGAAGAAGGUGAUAUGUGAUUGUCUACAUGCUACCAACAACACAUAGCAAAUGAGUUGUUUAUACUGACUUGGGAAUGUCAAUGGUAUCUGGUAAAUUACAUGUCUUAAUAGGAGCAUAAGAAGCAACAGGUGACAAAAAAAUCUUUGUUAAAUGGACACCAGGACUGGACAUCACAGACAACAGAAGGUCAAGAGGUCUCUGGGAAACAAAAAGUCUAAGCAAUUUGAGGAGGUGGAAACUACUGUCCUAGAACUGAACAGUAACUAUGAUGAGACAGACAGCAACAUUUCUUCUGCCUCACCGAAAGGCCGAGUGAACGGAAGCGCAGAGUCCAGAAGCAAACGGAGCAUUCGCCGGCCUGCUUACUGGUUGGAAAUGAGAGAGAUGAAAAACAGUAUUAACAAAUCUUCAGAAAAAAAAGCAGGGGAAAUGCUGUUGAAAGGCAAGAGGAAAUCUAAGCAAGGGGAAGGUGAGGAUCUUAAAGACUCUCCCAAAAAGAAGCAGAAGAUUUCAGGAAAAAGACAGCAAGCUGGAACACAACAAAACUCCAAAACGAAAGGCCACUGUGUUCAGAAAGAACCAGAAACCUAUGGCGCAGGUAGCAUGGAAGAGCAAUGGUCUUUGGAAAUUCAGGACAAAGGCCGAGUUACCUGUCCAACUUGCCGAGCUGUGGUGAGAAAGACUGUAGAAGGCCUGAAGAAGCAUAUGGUAAAUUGCAGGCAGGAAAUGUUCACAUGCCAUCACUGUGGGAAGCAGCUGAAGUCUUUAGGAGGGAUGAAAUACCAUGUCAUGGCGGAACAUAACAAUCAGCCAGUAGUGAAGGAGGGAGGAGAACUGGAUGAACAGCUCGAGCGAGACCGCCUUCGGAAGGUUCUGAAGCGUAUGGGAAAACUAAAGUGUACGAGGGAGGGCUGCACAGGCAGCUUCACUAGCAUAAUGGGAUACCUAUAUCAUAUUAAAAAAUGUGGGAAGGCUGCUUCUGAGCUGGAGAAAAUGGCUAUGAAGUGCCAUCACUGUGGGAAAGCAUACAGAUCGAAGGCAGGACUUGUCUACCACCUCCGAUCUAAACACGGGCCGGUCACUUUCCUCCAUGAGGAGAGAAGAACAGAGAGCCUGAAGGAAAUAAAACGGGAGUCCAACAGCACAGGCAGAGUUCAGAGGCGAUCUGCAAAGGUGGCGAUCUACUAUCUCCAUGAGCUGGCUGGAGAAGAGCUGGCCAAAGAGUGGCCCAAGAGAAAAGUCCUGCAGGACUUGAUCCCAGAUGACCGAAAGCUAAAAUAUACUCGUCCUGGACUGCCCACAUUUAGUCAAGAUGUGCUGUGCAAAUGGAAAACAGAGAUAAAGAUGUACCGAAGAGUUCACUGUCCAAAUCAGGGUUGUGAAUCUGUAUAUGGCAGCGUCUCAGGACUCAAGUCUCACCUUGGCACGUGUACCUUGGGAGACUUUGUGGCUGGUAAAUACAAGUGUCUCCUGUGUGAGAAGGAGUUCAUUUCAGAGAGUGGGGUCAAGUAUCACAUCAACUCUGUACAUGCUGAGGACUGGUUUGAUGUGAACACAACUACCACCAAAAGCUUUGAGAAGCUGAUGAAAAUCCGCCAAAGAGAAGAGCAGAGGAAGCAACGGAAAAAACGACCUUUGACCCGAGGCAAAAAGAAGAGAACUGGGACCUUGGCUGCCAAGAAGCUCCCCACUGCUGGAGCUGAAAAAAUGAGGAGAAGUAAAAGAGGUCGUCCACAGCGGGUGGACAAUGAGAGUGUGAGUAGUGAGGAGGGGGAGCCUCAAGUUGCACAGAGAGCCGAAUUCCCAAAAACCAGCCACAAGCGAGGCCGGAAGUAAACCCCUAGAAGAAGAGGAGUAAUCCUAAAGCUUUUCAGUUACAAGCCCCAUUUCUGUCAGGCUCAUAACCCACAGCACUAAUAUAAGCAACUGAAUGUCUUUAGGACUGUGACUUCACGCUACUCAGUGACCUUGAUUUUGAAACUGUUGCCUCUGGUCAGUUGAGAGAGACUUCAAACCAAAGCUGUGGCACAGAGCCUGCCUCUCCUGGUGUAGAUCCCUUGGACAGUGGCACUAGCAGUGUAGUUCCUGCUCUGGUUACAGUCUCAGUUUCAGUCAUGUUAGUUGCUUGUUGAGUGGUUUCCCGUACAGCAGCUGUCUGUUUUGUCACCUCCUCUGAUGGAUGAGAUCAGGGUUCUUUUUUAGCAGCUCUCUCUCCCUGUAAGGGACUGACUAGCACAGUGUUUAGGUCUCUUAAGGGAGGGGAUCCUUUCUUGCACAGGGUGCUCACAAACCAAGCAGUGCUGUGCAGAACACAAAGGCUUUAUCUUGCCCUGUAACCGUCCUGCCUGUUGUCAGCAGUGCUGCCACAGAAGAGCAGGUACCCUCUGGCCUGUGCUGCAGUCUGCUGCACAAGGCACCGUCUCCAUACGCUGAUGUUUAGGCUCAGCACCAGACAGUAGCACGUCUGCUUGGACACAACGGGGCAUCGUCAUUACCCUCUGCAGAGCCCGGUGUUCCCCGGCAUCUCUUCUGUGACACUGGGCAUUGAAUGUAGAGGGGCUUCCAGUCCAGUGAGGAGUAAAUACCCUCCAGCCUUUUGGAGAUCCACUGGCCCUUCAUAGACCCCCCGUAAGGGAUGUAAUAAGGUGGCCUUUGUGGGCCCCCGAAGACGCUUGUUUCAGGCUCCCCUGGGGAGCAGAACUGCGGGGCGGCGCGGCGCUGCAGUGUCAGUCUUGCUGAUGCUGAGACCUGGGCUCGGCUGAGCUGCCUCGUCGGCAUGGUGUUCGUUGUUGUGCCCAUGCUCCCCUAGUGUCCUUUUUUUCUGCACUGUAGAUGCCACCUUUGUUGUCUUAUAUCACCUUUCUUUUCAAUACUGCUUCCUUUGUGUGAAUGAGGUAUAUUAGCAGUGGCUUCCCUGCAUGGAAAAGGUUAAAAGAAGAGGGUUCAUUAUUUUAAGUCACAUGCUGUUGGCAUGAACUCUGGAUCACAGGGAAUAUCUUCCCGUGCUCCUAGAAUGCGGCAGAUGUCAUAGAGGCUGGUAGGAAGCAGCAGCACAGACAGUCCUUCUCUGUCUUUCAGAGAACGGGUUCGCCAGAAUUUGUUACCCAAAGACCCACUGUACCAGGAAGUUGUGAAAUUUGACCUUUUCCUUGCAGUUUUGCAGGCAAAAAGAGAGGCAGCCUGCUCCGUGUUACCUCCCCGUGAAUUUUCACUGCCUACUGACGUUGCUGGUGCUGAAAUGUGCAGGGCAGCCAUUGCAGUGCCUGGCCAACAGCCGGGACUAGACGUUGUGUGUUAUUGCCAGAAUAAUCCCGCUGGCCCUGACGCUGGGAAGUGCGGCGUGGCCUCAAGAACUGCCUCUCCCAUAGGACGCGUGAAGCAGACGCCAGCUGAGCACGGUCUGUCCUGUGGGGGUUAACAGCCGUACGGCAACUCCGUGGGGAGUUACGUGCAGGAGUUAGGCUGCCUUUUGGAACCAGCUCUCCCUGGGGCUGCAGCGCUGCGCUGGAAGGAGGAAUAUGUGGACUUCUGUGCAGGGUGUGUCAGGUUUAUAGUAAGAGGGGCAAGAUCAGAAGACGACAAAAUAAAAUGUCGCCAGUGCGAGAAUGUGGUUUCUUGUCUGUUUGGUGUGUAGUGUUCUCGGUACCAUCCCUACUUGCACAGCACACCCCGGCCUGCCCACUUGCUUGUCCUGCAUGCACUGGUGCUGUUGUCUGCACCAUUUCUCCUCAGUACUCCACUCUACACAGCUGUACUUUGACCACACCUGUUUAGUACUUUCCCACCCAAUAGAUGGACAGCACAAUAAACCUAUGAAUUAAAGAAGGUUUUUCUUAGUGGAUUUCAGUCUGGAGUCCUAUUUACUGUCAUUUGUGAGUUACUAACCAGACCUGUUUCUAACAUGGAUGCUUCAUGACCACCUGGAUUUUGUAGAAUUACAUCAACAACAUAUUCUCCCACAUAACAUCGUUAUCCAGCAGUGCAUUCAUACUCCGUCAGUGUCAGAGCAGAUGCUCUGUGGGGCUGGCUCAGGCUGGUAAGAGGCGGUGGCAGUGCUGUGGCAGCACAGUCCUCACGGUCUGCUCAGGAGCACCUGGGGAUGGAUGGAGCAGGCUGCUCAGUGUGACUGCAGCUGUGCUC
This is a messenger RNA of Athene cunicularia (burrowing owl), 4251 nucleotides long. It is a transcript of the gene ZNF512, whose product is annotated as zinc finger protein 512. Bases 262 to 1947 code for a protein of 561 amino acids. Gene Ontology annotation, molecular function: zinc ion binding. The record is from RefSeq and is a predicted model, not a curated record. The transcript has 14 exons. Lineage: Eukaryota; Metazoa; Chordata; Aves; Strigiformes; Strigidae.